GAAGCGAUGGAUAUCAACCUCGAAGACGAGGUAUUUAUAAGCUGUAAUUUUGGAUCUUUGAAUCACAUUGUUCAUAUUUCUAACAUCAGUCCUUCUUUAGGUGGUCGUGGUGGCACUUUGCUGUCUUGUGAUAAGGCAAAAGGUUAUUCUGCCGAAGGCAUUAGCCUUACUGAUCCUGACAUCAGUCAGAGAUCCAAGCAUAUAUCUUCCUUG
Entrophospora candida is the source of this 213-nucleotide messenger RNA. NCBI's taxonomy places the organism in Eukaryota, Fungi, Glomeromycota, Glomeromycetes, Entrophosporales, Entrophosporaceae. The record is from the annotation of a GenBank genome assembly.